AUGGGUAACGUGUUCGGCAAGAGUUACAUAAUAGGAAUGGUGUUUGGUAAGAUCGUCGUGGAGACUCCCAAAUACACGGUGGCUAAAUCCGGCGACGGUUACGAAGUCCGUGAAUAUCCACCGGCGGUUUCGGCUGAGGUCACUUACGAUCCUUCCGAGUUCAAGGGAGACAAAGACGGUGGCUUUCAGGUCUUGGCUAAGUACAUAGGCGUCUUCGGCAAACCAGAGAACCAGAAGAUAGCCAUGACGUCACCUGUGACCUCAACGGAAGGUGAAAAGAUUGCCAUGACGUCACCUGUGAUCACUAAGGAAGGGGAGAAGAUUGCUAUGACGUCACCUGUGAUCACUAAGGAAGGCGAGAAGAUAGCUAUGACGUCACCUGUGAUCACUAAGGAAGGUGAGAAGAUAGCUAUGACGUCACCAGUGAUCACUAAGGAAGGUGAGAAGAUUGCUAUGACGUCACCUGUUGUGACGAAAGGAGGAGGAGGAGGGGAGAAGAAGAAGAAGACGGUGACGAUGCAGUUCUUGUUACCGGAGAUGUACAAGAGGGCAGAGGAUGCGCCGCGGCCGACGGAUGAGAGGGUGGUGAUAAGGGAGGAAGGAGGGAGGAAGUACGGAGUGGUUACGUUCAGUGGAAGUGCGGGAGAGAGUGUGGUGAGUGAGAAGGUGAAGAAGCUGAGGAGUGAUCUCGAGAGAGAUGGGUUUAAGAUUGUUGGAGAGUUUGUCCUCGCUAGGUAUAAUCCGCCGUGGACGUUGCCUCCUUUUAGGACAAACGAAGUAAUGAUCCCUGUUGAAUGA
Molecule: messenger RNA, 798 nt
Organism: Eruca vesicaria subsp. sativa (arugula)
Lineage: Eukaryota; Viridiplantae; Streptophyta; Magnoliopsida; Brassicales; Brassicaceae
Source: the annotation of a GenBank genome assembly